AUGGCGUCGCGACUACCUGAUCGGUCAGGUGCGAAACGAAGCCGAUCUCGAUCGCCGUCGCGUCAACCCCAGAAGCUCCCCCGCAGAUACGAAGAGAACGACCGAUAUGGCUCUGACAGGCGUGGGCCAUCGCAAUCUCAACCGCGGAAUAUGAGGGAUCAGGUGCGGCUCAAUCAGCUGCAGGAGGAUGAGCAAGAGCGGCAGUGGGUGGCGCAGGAAGACCUCUUCGUCUUGAAACAAGCGAAAAAGAAAGCAGAGAUCCGAGUCAAAGAGGGACGCGCGAAGCCGAUCGAUUGGCUUACGGUGACCUUGCGAGUGAUCGAUCCUACGAGGGACCCUCUCGACGAUGAAAUUGCGGACUCGGACCUUGAUCUGGUGGACCCCGAUGGUGUUUUCGAGGGGCUAUCGCCGACGCAGUUGAGCGACCUAGAGAAGGACAUCGAUACAUUCCUAGGCCUUGAAUCAAACUCGCAGAAUAGGGAUUUCUGGAAGACCAUGAAAAUCAUUUGUCGCGACCGCCAGAAGACUUCCGCGCCUGAAGGGCGUGCGCUCAGCUCCGUUGCCGCCGAUAUAAAUCGACUUUUGAGUCCGAAGACAUACGAGCAGCUCCAGGCCCUAGAAGUCAGCGUCAAGAGGAAACUGGACUCUAACGAACCUAUCGAUACCGAUUACUGGGAGGAACUUCUGCGCAGCCUUUCGGUCUGGAAGGCUCGCGCGAAGCUGAAGAAAGUCUACCAAGCUGUCAUAGAUGAACGUGUUCGAAGUCUUCGCGAUCAGCAACGCGAGGAGGCAGAAUCGGUGCGAGCGAAACUCGCGCCACUGGCCCCGGUAGUUCAAACGGCUCCCGGGGAGAAGCCGCGAUCGGAUGAGCGAGAGCUCCAAGGCCUUGACCCCGAUCCAUUGCUUCAGUUCCGCCCGGAAGAUAAGAUCCUGGAGAUAGUGGAUGAGACAGCCUUUUUGGACCAAGUGGCCCGCGAUCGUCAAAAAAUUCUCAAGAUGGGCUUCGUUCCUCUCCGCCAGCGACAAGCCGAAAAGUCUUCGGCUGCCCCCGUGAAUCAAACGUCGAAUGUGCCAGUCGCUACCGCACCGACUCGCUUCUCCGCCAUCCCCAACGAGGACUUUUCGCAGGCCACGAAGGCUCUGUAUGAAAGAGAGCUUGCCAAAGGGGUUAGCGAAAACGAAGAGAUCUUCACCGGCGAGGAAGCCGUGAGUACCAGCUCACGGCCUCAAUGGGCCGGCAAAUACCGACCGCGAAAGCCUCGGUAUUUCAACCGGGUCCAGAUGGGGUACGAAUGGAAUAAAUACAACCAAACGCACUACGACCACGACAACCCGCCCCCCAAAGUGGUUCAGGGCUACAAAUUCAACAUCUUCUACCCCGACUUGAUUGACAAGGCCAAGGCCCCGACAUAUCGCAUAGAACGCGAAAACGGGCGAAAACGCGGCCAGUCUUUCGCCGCAGCAGGGGAAGAAGAUACUUGUCUCAUUCGAUUCAUGGCUGGUCCACCGUACGAAGACAUUGCCUUCCGAAUUGUCGACAAAGAAUGGGACUAUAGCGCUAAGAGAGAACGGGGGUUCAAGAGUACUUUCGACAAGGGAAUUUUGCAACUUCAUUUCCAGUUCAAACGCAUCUAUUAUCGGAAGUAA
Aspergillus affinis is the source of this 1647-nucleotide messenger RNA. RefSeq names its product splicing factor cactin. Lineage: Eukaryota; Fungi; Ascomycota; Eurotiomycetes; Eurotiales; Aspergillaceae. Bases 1 to 1647 code for a protein of 548 amino acids. The record is from RefSeq and is a predicted model, not a curated record. Gene Ontology annotation, biological process: mRNA cis splicing, via spliceosome. Gene Ontology annotation, molecular function: protein binding. Gene Ontology annotation, cellular component: cytoplasm; spliceosomal complex. The transcript has 5 exons.